Molecule: messenger RNA, 697 nt
Organism: Purpureocillium takamizusanense
Lineage: Eukaryota; Fungi; Ascomycota; Sordariomycetes; Hypocreales; Ophiocordycipitaceae
Exons: 2
Coding region: 5-550 (181 amino acids)
Source: RefSeq, a predicted model, not a curated record
CAUCAUGGCUCGCCUCCCAUACGUCUCAGCGGACUCUUUCCCUCCUGGGCUGCCGCCGGCAAACAUGCUCCGGAUGUGGGCCCACUCGACCGCGACCCUGCGCCCGGGAUUGGCGUUGGGGACGGCUUGUAUCACAGCGCUGUCGAUUUCUCCGUUCCAUCGAGAGGCCCUCGCUCUUUACUGUUCCGUCAAGUUCGAGUGCGAGUAUAUCUGGAAUCGACAUACAGACGAUGCGAGGAAGGCAGGUCUUACAGACAGUCACCUCCAGGCGCUCAGGAGCCAUGACAUUAGCAAUCGUGACGUGUGGACCGAGGAGCAAAUGGCACUCCUUGCCUUCCUUGGUGACGUUAUCGACCGGCCUGAGGCGACCGACACAACCUUUUUGGAAGCCGGGAAGUGGUUUAAUGAGCAGCAAAUAGUAGAGAUCAUUACCGCCCAGGGAUUUUAUUACAUGUGGGCGCGUGUGGCCACAACGUUGCGAGUCGAACCGGACACGGGGAUUCUGGGGGACGACCAAAAGGCGAAACAGUGGGCGAACGAUGCGAAGUAGCCUUGCCGCCUCUCAGUCAUCAAUGAUGGCACUGGCCCUGAAAGGCUCUGUUCCAUUGCCAUGCGGCUUGAGGAAACGAUGUUCGAUUACAGUAGUUGAUGCAAAAGCUACGCCGCUUGUAGUAGACUGCUCUCGAUUACUAUGGGC